AUGGGGCAGCAGGUGGCGACCCCCGGAGCAGAGGAGCGCUCCGCCCAGGCCACCGUUGUCGCGUGGCGCCAGUACCGCCAGGCGUGCGAGCUGCACCUGCGCCUGGCCCCGCCCCCGCCAGGACCCGUCUGCAACCGCAGCUUCGACCUGUACGCGUGCUGGGGCGACGCUGUCCCCAACAGCACGGCCACUGUCCCCUGCCCCUGGUACCUGCCCUGGUACCACCGAGUGCAGGGCGGCGUGGUGGCGCGGCGCUGUGGCCCCGACGGGCGCUGGGUGACAGACGACAGCGGCAGGACCUGGCAGGACAACUCGCAGUGCGAGGACCUGGCGCAGGUGACACCGCUGGAGCGCCAGGUGUGGCUGCUGGAGCAGUUCCGCCUCCUCUACACCGUGGGCUACUCGCUCUCCCUGGUGGCGCUGCUGGUGGCGCUGCUGCUGCUGCUGCUGCUCAGGCGCCUGCGCUGCACGCGGAACCUGAUCCACGCCAACCUCUUCACCCUUCGGCACCCCCAGCUGCGGACGCGGGGGGCACACGGGUGCCCCGCGCCGCCGCAGGCCGGCCCCGCGUGCCGCGUGGCGCAGAGCCUGGCGCAGUACUGCGUGGGAGCCAACUACGCCUGGGCCACGGCCGAGGGGCUGUUCCUGCUGCGGCUGCUGCUGAGCGCGCCCGCGCCGAGCCGCCUGCCCGCCUUCCUGCUGCUCGGCUGGGGUGUCCCCGUGCUCUUCGUGGUGCCCUGGGUCAUCCUGCGUUACCUGUACGAGAACGAGGGGUGCUGGGAGCGCAAUGAGAAGGCGGCGGUGUGGUGGCUGAUCCGCUGCCCCAUCCUGGCGGCCGUGGCGGUGAACUUCGUGGUGUUCGUGAGGAUCGUGCGGAUCCUGGUGGCCAAGGUGCGCGCGCAGCAGGUGGCGCGCGGGGACACGCGGCUCAGGCUGGCGCGCUCCACGCUGACGCUGAUCCCGCUCCUGGGCGUGCACGAGGUGAUUUUCGCCCUGGCCGGGGAGGGCGAGGGGGGCGGCGGCCUCAGGCUGGCCCGGCUGUGCCUGCACCUGCUGCUCACCUCGGCCCAGGGCCUGGUGGUCAGCGUCCUCUACUGCUUCACCAACAAGGAGGUGCAGGCCGAGGUCCGGCGGGGGUGGCAGCGCUGCCGGAUGGGGGGGUGCCGCCCAGUCAUUUUCGGGGGGGUGCGGGGCGGGAACUACAACUCCCAACACGCCCUGCGGCGCGAAAAGAACUACAGCUCCCGUGAGGCCCCGCGCGCCGCCCGGAAGCCGGCGGGAGCGAACUACAGCUCCCGUGAUGCCCCGCGCAGCCGCAGGCGCGCAGCGCCGCGGGCCCGGGGCGCAUGCGCGGCGCGGCACCCCGGAAGCGGCCGGAGAGGCGGAGCGGCCGCGCCCGGCACGGCCCGCUGCAGCUCUGGUGCCCGCGGCCCUUCGGCACCUUCUCGCAGAACAAGCCAUGCUCGUCCCCCGCCGCCACCGCCGGUGCCGCCCCCGGUGCCCCCCGGUGCCCCCCGGGCUGCCGCCCCUCCGAGAACACCCCCGGACCCCCCCGAGCCCGGCCCCGCCGGCACCGGCACCGGCACCAGCGCCGAGGACGGGCGGGUGCUGCUGGACACGUGGUACGUCAUCAAACCGGGCAACACCAAGGAGAAGGUGGCGUUCUUCGUGGUAACACACCAGUGCGGCGGCGCCCGGUGGCGCCCGGUGGCAGGCGGCCGUGCCAGCACCAUGAAGGUCAAGGGCAACUGGGGCAGCGACAGCUCCAAGGCCAAGCGGCGCCGGCGCUGCCACCACGAACCCAAAACCGCUCCAAACGCGCCCUGGGCCGCCGGGGACGCCCCGAAGGGUGACGGCGGCGCCGGGGACCCCGACCUGCUGUCGGUGGCGGAGAUGGUGGCGCUGGUGGAGCGGGCGGCGGCGCUGGCCCUGCAGAGCCUGCCCCGCUCCUCCUGCGACGCCCCCGCCGCCGCUGGUGCUGCUGGAGGCGCCGGGCGGCCCCGAGUGCCGGCGUGGCGGCGCCGCCGGGCGCAGUUCGAGUCCCAGAAACCCCAAAAUCACCAGCACAGGGAGCGCGGCGGGGCCAGGCCUAACGGCUGUGUGCCGCGCCCGGGCGGCGGACGCCUUCCGCAUCUCCAGCGGGGUGCGAGGCCACCGCGGCCGCCAGCGCGAGCGGCAGAAGGAUCAGAUCACCUGCGACCUGUACCGGCUGGUGAGCCGGCGCGGCUGCUGCUGGCCGCCAAAGGGGACAAGGGAGGGCGGCGACGAAGGCGGCCGCAGCAGCGAGCAAAGCGCCGGCGGCGCCGAGGUGGCCCCGGCGGCGCCCGCGGGACUGCGGCGUCCGGCUUCCACGUGGACGUGGUGGUGACGGGCGUGGUGGACCAGUGCGUGUUCUUCGGCAAGGACAGCGCCAAGCAGGUGACCGAGAGACCGUUGCGGCUGCCGGAGGAGCCGCCGCCGCCGGGACAGCUCUUCCUGCUGCCCGAGGAACCGGCGGCGACCACCGCGGCGGCGGCAGCGUCCCCGGGCAAGGACGGCGGCGCCGGCGGUGACCCGGCGCUGUGCCGGCUGUACCGGCACGUGUCCCACGAUUUCCUGGAGAUCCGCUUCAAGAUCCAGCGGCUGCUGGAGCCCCGUCAGUACAUGCUGCUGCUCCCCGAGCACGUCAUGGUGAAGAUCUUCAGCUACCUGCCCACGCAGGCGCUGGCCGCCCUCAAGUGCUCGUGCCACUACUUCAAGUCCAUCAUCGAGACCUUCGGGGUGCGGGCGGCGGAUUCGCGGUGGAACCGGGACCCGCUGUACCGGGACGACCCCUGCAAGCAGUGCAAGAAGCGUUACGAGCGGGGGGACGUGUCGCUGUGCCGCUGGCACCCCAAGCCCUACCACCACGACCUGCCCUACGGCCGCUCGUACUGGAUGUGCUGCCGCCGCACCGACCGCGAGGCGCCGGGCUGCCGCACGGGGCUGCACGACAACAACUGGGUGCACCCGGCCGGCGGCCGCAGGGACGAGGGCAGGUGAGGGAGGGGCAGACGGACGGACGCACCGGACGGACACGCGGACGGCUCGUGGGGCGGCCAGAGCGCUGCCGCGGAUGUGGACGGGGAAAAAAACCAAAAGGAACGGAAAGGAUCGAGUGUGGAAGUGUGGGACUGGGGGGGGCGGUGGCACCAGGUGGGGCGGUGUCCCUCAGAGGGUGACGGUCCCCUCUGGAGCAGUGUCCCCAUGGAGGACAAUGGGAUCGACCCAAUGGCAAUGUCACCAGGGAGGUGACAAUGCCAUCCAGAGUGGUGUCCCCAUGGAGAACAGUGGGAUCGACCCAAUGGCGAUGUCCCCCAGCCCAAUGGCGAUGUCCCCGGCUGGACUGGUGGCCCUGGGGAAGGAUGAUGUCCCUUAGACGGUGACAGUGCCCUCCAGGUUCAUGUUCCCAUAGAGGACAAUGGGGACAACCAUUGGUGAUGUCCCCAGCUGGAGUAGUGGCACCAGGGAGGGUGACAGUCCCCUCCAGGGUGGUGUCCCCGUCAAGGACAA
This is a messenger RNA of Camarhynchus parvulus, 3531 nucleotides long. RefSeq names its product F-box protein 46 (gene FBXO46). Gene Ontology annotation, cellular component: membrane. The record is from RefSeq and is a predicted model, not a curated record. Lineage: Eukaryota; Metazoa; Chordata; Aves; Passeriformes; Thraupidae. Gene Ontology annotation, molecular function: gastric inhibitory peptide receptor activity; protein binding. Gene Ontology annotation, biological process: G protein-coupled receptor signaling pathway; cell surface receptor signaling pathway; intracellular signal transduction.